Bursaphelenchus okinawaensis is the source of this 2405-nucleotide messenger RNA. The record is from the annotation of a GenBank genome assembly. Lineage: Eukaryota; Metazoa; Nematoda; Chromadorea; Rhabditida; Aphelenchoididae.
AUGGGCGACGACAAAACCACCACCGGCUUCGAGAAUCCGACUUGCGAAAUCGCUUUGGACAGCGAUACGACACAUAGUAAUGGGCAGGCACAUCGUGGUAGGUUUGAGAGAGGAUGGUGGAAUUAUCAUAUGCUGUUACAGUACCAUAAGGGUUACUUUUUAGGUGUUUUUAACAUUAAAGUCAUAAGAACUAGAUAUCUUACUACUUAUUACAAGAGUUAUAUUUAUACAAACACAGUUUUUAUGUUUUACUUUGAAGAUACGAACGCACAGUUGAGCGAAAUAGCUUUGGAUGACUCGAAUUGGACCAAAAGCGAAGCCGCCAAACCGAAAUUGGAGCCGAAAUCAGAGAAAAAGAAGCCGGUUGAGAAGUCAUCGUCAGAAUCCACAGAAUCUUCAGCUGACGAUGUUGACAGAAAACCUUUGAGUGAGUAAAUACGGUUUUCAAUCAUUAUUGUGGUUUAUUAUGGACGUAUUUAAUAUUACAUUCAAACCCUUAAAAUACGAUUUACGAAUAUUUAUUAUAAGAUUUAUUGUACAUUACUUGCUGCUGCAUAGUAUAUCACUAACUUACUAAAUACAUAUAAUACGACAUCUAAAAAGACAAAACUUAUAAUUAGUGAUAACCACAAGAUCGCAAUAUACUAUACUCGAUAUUACUUUUAGAAACAGGUAAAGUGUUGACUUUAAUCUACCCUUCGAAUGAACACUUGGCCUGGCUUACCCCGCCCAGCUACAGUUUCGAAAAAAUGCCAAAAAGUUUGAGUUCAAGAGAAUUCCAAGUACCUCAUAGUGAAUAUAGAAGGUUCAUGGCUACCAUUACAGAUGACAUACGAUUUAAAAGGUACGACAAAUGUUUCAAUUUUUGCAUUUUUAAAUUUUUAGAUUACUGUAAAAUUUAAGUACUGAAGUAAACGUUCUUAAAAGUUUUGUCGUUCCGGUCAAAAAGUUUCAAGAACUUAAUUUUUCAAUUAAAAGUUUUUAAUUUUGAAAAAGUACGACGUAAAACAGUUCUUUUGAUGUUACUUUUAGUUAUGUAGUACUAUUCUCUCGAGCAGUACCCAUCUGGGUGAUGACUUCAGUUAUAUUGUUGAUGUUAAUGUUGUUCACGAGUCAAGACGGUGGUCUGCAUGUCAUGGUGUUCACAAUCCUAUGGGGAUUAAUGCUCUGUAUUGGUCUUGGCUUUUGUAUUUUACUUAGGAAAUAUGUAAGUUAUAGGUAUUCGUAGGACAUUUUUAUGUAAAUAUUACUUAUUACCGAAACUAGGAUCUUUGGACUGAAAAAAAGGGGGGGGUUUUAUUUAAAAUUGGAUUUUUUUCAACGCAAGCUUUAUUUAUGACUAAUAAAAUCUUGUUUUAGCUGGCAAACGGACUAAAUUUAGUGGUGCGAGAUGCGAACGACCAAGCAAUCAAACAUAACUUACUUGUUGGAGUACAAGAUCGAGGGCAAAUGUCAUGUCAUAAAGUUGUGGUAAGUUUAUCGUUAACAACUUUUGACCCAUUAGGUUGCUCAAAUCACUCUGUGCUUUCUAGCUUCAAUUUGCUUUGAGAGGGGGCACAGAAUUAUGUGAACAACCUAAUGUUUGAGGGUGGCGAAAGGUACAAAACCCUCUUUACGACUCUGUUUCUCGUAUUUUGUACAACACUAUAUAGUACGAAAUGUUGUAUAAGGCUAUGAAUUAUUUUUGUCUCAAUUUUAGUUAGUGUUAAUGUACUACGACGUAAAAGAAUGUCAGGAUGAUAUAAAGCGUGUUGUGAGAGUACACUUGGCCAACGCUCCAGUGAAACAAGAAAUGCCUCCAGAAGCCGAUCUUGAUGCCCAGGCUAGAGAGUUUAUCGUGGAGCACAGUCAACCUUACAUUAAGGCUUACGCUAAGGUAGGUUUGCUUAUAGAGUAGUAAAGAUACUACAAGAUAUACAAAUACUAUGUAGCUUUCAUGCUUUUAUCGCGAUUGUUUUAUCAGUAACACGGUAAUUAUCGUAAUACUGAUAAAAUUUUAUUUUAAGGUAUAAAAUGUUAUGGUAUCUAAUCUCUGUAUUACCAUGUCUUUACCUAUAUAUAACACGUGAAAUGAUCUUACAUGUAUUAGUAUAAUAUUUUAUAUGCCUUUUGUACAACAUGAUUUCCUUCAGAAGCAGCUACUGUUCCCAACGAAGCCUUCAGAAGGCGUCAGCGAGUUCCGACCCAAACAUUGCCAGAGUUCUAUUUGUAUAUGUCAGUAUGUCGAACAGGUAUGUCCAUUACAUAAUUAAUUCAAUAUUUUUAAUAAAAGUAUUAUACUACAUAUUACAUUUGACAACACUUUUAUACCUGUAUACGUAUGUCAAAGUUAAACGAAAAGGCCAAAUAAAGCGUAUUUUACCAAAUUUCAGAAAGUAUUCCAAAAUCUACCUUUACUCGGAUAG